Aplosporella prunicola CBS 121167 is the source of this 4527-nucleotide messenger RNA. RefSeq lists its product as uncharacterized. The record is from RefSeq and is a predicted model, not a curated record. Lineage: Eukaryota; Fungi; Ascomycota; Dothideomycetes; Botryosphaeriales; Aplosporellaceae. Bases 237 to 4202 code for a protein of 1321 amino acids. The transcript is spliced from 3 exons.
CAACGCCGACCGCGCCAAGGUCGUGGGACAAAGGCCAUAUCACGACAAGCACCCCCUUCGUUCGUCCCGCCACGGCCCGCAGCAUUGUCGCGACCCCGCCGUUCCUUCACCACUGCGGCUAGGACACCGACAGUCGUUCACCGAUGAACAGCUCAUAGCACCGUCGCCGCGAAGGAGCCGUGAACCCGUGAACCCACCCUUCUGGAAGCCGUCAACCUGCCUCGCAGUAAUCCACCAUGGCGGCCCCUAGCAUCAAGAUUGGUCAGCUCAUCGAGCUCAACGAUAAGCGUGUUGGUUACAUCCGUUUCAUAGGCGACACCCAAUUCGCACCUGGACUAUGGAUUGGUGUGGAAUUCGAUGGACCGGACGGCAAGAACGACGGAUCGGUGAUGGGAGAGAGAUACUUCGAUUGUGAGCCCGAUCAUGGCAUGUUCCUCCGUGAAGGUGGCAUUUCGCGCAUUCUGGAGGAGCCGAAGCCGCCAGCAAGGGCACCAAGGCCAGCGCCAGCAAGAGCGCGGACGGCUGGCUCAGUAGACCAAGGGAGGCCGAGACCGAGCAGUAUGACUGCCGAAGCAACGACGAGGCCGAGGGCCGGGACGAGGCCAAGCAGCUUGACAAUGGACGCCAGGAGUCCAGCGCCUGGGUCGAAGAUAGGAUCACCCACAAAGCGCCCCGCGUCCGGAAGCAUCUCUAGACCUCCACGUCCGAGUGUAAGUGGAGGGGCAGCCUCAACAACCACAGCACCAAACAGACGUAUUUCAAAUGUCGCUUCAUCCACAUCAACGUCAUCGAAGUCGACGCCGUCUCCUGCAUCGUCAGCAGCCGCGAAAGGACAUGUUCCCCGGCCUUCUUUAGGCGGCGCUCGUGUAGGUUUGGCUAGAGCAGGCAGUAGCGAUAACAGCACUACAACUGCAGCGAAGAGUCGGCCAUCCUUGUCAAGUGGAGCAGGCCCUGCGAAGCGGCCGAGCCCACCAGGUGCAGGUAGCCGUACGUCUUCAUCGCCAACUGUGGCCCCCGCGGCUCCCUCGAACGCACAACGUGCUGUAAGCGCUUCGGUCACCCAAAAAGACCAAGAGAUACAGGAACUACAGACAAGACUACGGCUAGUGGAGCAAAAACGGAAUGAGGAUCGAGAAAAAAUAAAGGCUUUAACCGGCGUUCAGGAAGAGAAAGACAAGUUCGAAGCAAUCAUUCAAAAAUUGCAAGUCAAGAUUCAGCCGCUUUCUCAAGAGAACAACAAACUCCAGAAACAGCUGAAAGAUGCUGAGAAGGCCCUUGAGCAGAUCGAGGCCGUGCAAGCCGAACAUGAUUCAAUCAUGGAAAUGGCGACGCUUGACCGCGAAAUGGCCGAAGAACAAACUGAGGCCUACAAGGCGGACCUUGAAGCUACCAAGGGGAGACUUGAGGAACUGGAGCUGGAGAAUGAGAUUCUGAAGGCUGAAAACCAGGAACUGGGCCAAGAAACGAACCAAGAGGAACGGACAAGCGUUUCUUGGCUGCAUAUGGAACGGGAGAACGAAAGAUUGCGCGAGGCACUUCUGCGACUCCGAGAAAUCACCCAGGCGCAGGAAGAGGAACUUCAAGACCAGUUACAGAGCUUGGAGCAAGAUGUUCAAGAACUCUCAGGUGCUAAGGAGCAACUCGACGACAUCAAGGUGAAAUACGCCGAUGCAGAGGCACACAUCGAAGAUCUUCGUCAACAGCUCGACACGGCCCUUGGAGCAGAAGAUAUGAUUGAGGAGCUUACUGAGAAGAACCUCCAUUUGAAUGACUACAUUGAAAAAUUGGUCGUCGCCAACGAAGAGCUCGAGACACUCAAGGAGCUCAACGAUGAACUCGAAGUCAACCAUGUCGAAAACGCCAAACAACUUCAGGAGCAGCUUGAUUUCAAGGACUCUCUUAUCGCGGAGUAUGGUCGCCGGGCCAUGCAGCAAGAUGAGUCUAUUUCGGAUCAAGAAUAUACCAUCAUGCGCUUCCGCGAGUUGGUUAUCAGCCUCCAGUCUGAGAUGGAAGACAUGCGGGCUUCGAAGGAGAUUAGCGAGACGGAAGCAAAUGAACUGAACAGCCGAUCGAGGGUGAUGAUGGACUUGAACAGGCAGUUGCAGGUCUCUGCGACGAACACCAAGGUCAAGACCAUCGACAUGGAACUUCGUAAGCUUGAGGCUCAAGAAGCUGCCGAGCACCUGUCUAUUGUUCAGCUGUUCCUUCCUGAAGCCUUCCACUCGGAGAGAGAAUCUGUUCUCGCGUUGCUGCGCUUCAAGAGGAUCACGUUCAAGGCUCAGCUGUUGGCUAGCUUCAUUAGAACCAAGGUCAACACCGAGUCUUCCAGCGGCGAUGAGGAGAUUUUCGAAGCGUGCGAUGUUCUCGACAAGCUUGUCUGGGUCUCGGCCAUGUGCGAUAGGUUUGUCAACACCAUCUCCGGCUGUUCGCUGGAUCGCUUUGCGAAGUUUGAAGGCACCCUGUACGAGCUUGAACCUGUUGAGCGUGCGCUCAAUGGGUACAUUGAGGGCUUGAAGAGGGAUGAGCUUAAGGAGAGGCAGGUCGCUGAGGAGCUGCACCGGUCUAUCGCUGUCAUGUCUCACUUGGCUGAGACUCACCUUGAAGACAGAGUCGAAAACUAUGCGGACCACAUUAUCAUGCGCACUUUGGUCAUGCAGAGUCAUCUGGAAACUACCGCCGCUGCUCUUUCGCUCGUCAAGGCGGAUGUGCAAGCACGUAUCCCCGCCUCUGCCGACGAAGAGGAUGACAGCGUGGAGCGUUUCACUCAGAAGUCCGAGAUUAUGAUCGCACAGUCUCGCAGCGCCAAGGUGGUCAUUGGAAAGACUUUGCGUGCCAUUAACGACUUGAAGUCGAGGUACCUCACGUUGCAGAGCGAAACGUUCCAGGCCUUUGAAGAAUGCGAGGAUCUGGCGGAAGAGCUCUCCCGCUAUGGACGUGCGCUUGGCGAAAACCUUUACCAGCUCAUGCACCAAGAGGAGCGUACGGAGCCUGUCAACAUCAGCGAAGUUCGCACCACGAUGUUCAAGACUGCCGAGAUUGUCUUCCAAACCUUGGAGUCUGAUCUCUACACCACCUUUGACGCCAAGCUCCGCCAACUCAACGAGAAGCUUGGUGACCUUAACAACCUCACCUAUGACCUCGACGUCACGGUGGAGUUUGACCGCACGACGGCGCCCUGGGUUCUGCGUUCCAAGGAGCUGCAGGACAGCAAGAUCGUGUCCAUCGACACCGAAGAGGAAGUCAGGCGGCUCAAGGAGGACAUCCACGAGCGCGCCACGCAGCUCAAGCUCCAAGAGCAGCGCUACGAGGAAGCCACGGUCAAGAUCGAGCUGCUCGAGUCGCGCACGCGCGACGCCAGCAAGAAGGCCGAGCGCAUCAAGGAGCUGGAGACGAAGAUGGAAGACGCCAAGGCACGCGAGAAGCAGCUCGCCGAAGCGCUGGAGACGCAAGUGCGCGACCUCGCGGCGCUGGAGACGGAGAAGGAGAAGUACAAGACGGAGGCGGAGCAGGCGAAGGCGGCCGAGGCGGCGAGCGGGCCGGGCCGCAAGGGCGAAGUGGGCGAAAAGACGGUGGCGACGAAGCGCGAGAUCGACGCCCUGCGCACCGACAUCCGCUACCUGGAGGCGGCGAACCGGUACCUGCGGAACGCAAACAAACGCGAGCUAGUGACGAAGGUGGCGGCGGCGAAUUCGUGGCUGCAAGCGCCUUUGGCUCCUACAGCCUUCUCCAAGGCCAGCGGCAGCCGGCAAGCCGACAUUGGCAAAGACAACAACAACGCCAACGACGGCAGCAACGCGGCCUUUGCGGCAGCGGCGGCGGCCGCCGCAGUGGCAGCCAACGAGGCCCAGCAGCAACAGCACUACCAGCCGGGCGGGGCGCUGUCGAAGCAACGCCUGGCGCUGCAGGAGCUGACGCGGCUGCCUUCGACGGCGAAGCUGGUGGACCUGCGCGAGCAGGAGGGCCAGGACAAGCUGAAGUGGCGGCCGCUGAAGAGCACGCCGCAGUGGCAGCUGAGCGUGCAGGAGGUGCGUAAGGAGCGCGCGUGGGAGCUGUUCGGCCUGCGCAGCAAGGGCGUCGCGCUCUUGGAUGACGGGCUCUUUGAGAGCGUGGCUGCUGCUGCGGCGGCUGCGGGGGGCGCCGAGCCAAUGACGCUGUGGGGUAUGAGCACGUUUGCGGGGAGGGAUGUUGGCGUUGUUGGGUAGGGUGUGGUAGGGUAAGGUAGGUGAGGGGAGGCGUGUGUCCGUGUGGAGGGUGAUUGGUUGGGCAAGGCGAGAUGUGUGCUGUGUACGAGGGGGAUUUGAGUGUGUUUUGAUUGUUUUGAUUGUGUUUGACUGAUGGAUGGACUGAUUCAUUGACGGGACGAAUUGUUAUGUAUGUACAUAGCGCAUGGCUUUGACGACGAUGGACCGACUGACCUACGCUUUUUUUUUAAGACCGAGUAUGUAGCUGGGCCAGAAAAGCGAGCGGCCGAGACUGACUGCUGGGCGCGCUCGUUGAGAUACCCGAAUCGAUGAUUCUACGCGCGGG